CAAGAUGAUGAAGGAGACCUUGGAUUUUGUGAUGUCCAUGGAAUUCUGGAGAAUGGGCCUUCUAUGGACUCUCAGUCUUCUCCUCUCUUACUGGAACCUCCUUUUCGCCUCGGCUCCUCCUCUUUCCAGAUCACCACCUCAAUCGACGAAACCCGUCUGCAUCAUCACCGGUGCUACUUCUGGACUGGGCGCCGCCGCCGCCCAUGCUCUCUCUGCCCGCGGCUUCUUUGUUGUUCUUGUUGGACGCUCAUCUCACUUGUUAGAAAAGACUAUGAUGGAAAUUAAGAGGAAGAAUGAGUGUGCGCAACUGAAAGCUUUCGAGGUUGAUCUCUCAUCAUUCCAGUCGAUUCUUCAGUUUAAAGACUCCCUACAGCAGUGGCUUUCCGACUCGCAAAUGCACUGUUCUAUCCAGCUCCUAAUCAACAAUGCUGGAAUACUUGCUGCGUCAUCUAGAGUCACCUCUGAAGGCUAUGAUCAGAUGAUGGCUACAAAUUACUUGUGUGCAUUUGCUCUUAGUAAGCUAUUGUUACCACUUCUCAGAAACAGCUCAGUUCCUGCCCGUAUAGUGAAUGUCACAUCUUUCACACAUCGAAGUGUAUCGAAUAUACAGGCUGACAAGGAGACUGUAACUGGGAAGCGCUUUAGCAGAUCAAAGAGAUACCCAUUUGCUCAUGUCUAUGAGGAUUCCAAAUUAUUCCUACUGCUCUUCUCCUAUGAACUUCAUCGGCAACUUGGCUUGAUGGACAUAUCUCGUCACAUCUCUGUCAAUGCUGUGGAUCCUGGUGUUGUUGAAACCAAGAUGAUGCGAGAAUUUCCUCCAUGCCUAUCCAGUUUGGCUUUUAAAGUUUUGAGAAGUCUUUGCCUCUUGCAAUCACCUGAGGUUGGAAUUAGCUCCAUUCUUGAUGCGGCACUUGCUCCACCAGGCCUCAGUGCUGUUCUAACCCACCAAUUAUUAACACAAGCUGUGGUUCAGACUGUGCUGAAAACUACGGAGGCCUUAAUGCCUAUGUCACAGGCUCUCCUAACUCCAAGCAUGCUAUUCUUCUUGCCUCUGAUGUUUUUGGAUAUGGAGCUCCCAACUUGAGGAAGAGUUGCUGCUUCUGGAUUCUGUGUUGUAAUUCCAGACUUCUUCCAUGGAGAUCCAUUUGUGUAUGACAAUAACAGGCCUCUAGCAGUCUGGUUAAAGGAUCAUGGAACGGAUAAGGGAUUUGAAGAUGCAAA
Fragaria vesca subsp. vesca is the source of this 1221-nucleotide messenger RNA. RefSeq names its product dehydrogenase/reductase SDR family member on chromosome X-like. The record is from RefSeq and is a predicted model, not a curated record. Lineage: Eukaryota; Viridiplantae; Streptophyta; Magnoliopsida; Rosales; Rosaceae. The transcript is spliced from 11 exons. Bases 5 to 1084 code for a protein of 359 amino acids.